Messenger RNA from Knipowitschia caucasica, 1239 nucleotides. The record is from the annotation of a GenBank genome assembly. Lineage: Eukaryota; Metazoa; Chordata; Actinopteri; Gobiiformes; Gobiidae.
AUGAUCCCUUACACGGUCAACAUCAAGCUGGCGGCGCGGACGUUGACUGGCACUCUCAAUUUGCAGAAUAAGCCCGCUGUGGACUGGGGUUGGCAGGGGCUUAUUGCUCAGGGAUGUCACUCCAGUAUCCUCAUUAUCGACCCAAAGACCUCACAGACCAUUCAAGUUCUGGAGAAACACAAAGCUAAUGUUGUCAAGGUGAAAUGGUCGAGAGAAAACUAUUACCACAACCUAAGCUCUCCGUACUGUCUGCGAUUGGCAUCAGGCGAUGCCUCGGGGAAGAUCAUAGUGUGGGACGUGGUCAGUGGGACGGCCCAUUGUGAGAUACAGGAGCACUCCAAACCCAUCCAAGACUUGGAGUGGCUGUGGAAUCAAGAUGCCUCACGGGACCUCCUCCUGGCUGUUCAUCCUCCAAACUACAUUGUCUUGUGGAAUGGAGACACCGGGACCAAACUCUGGAAAAAGAGCUAUGCAGAGAAUAUCCUCUCCUUCUCCUUCGACCCCUUUGACCCUUCCAACAUGGCCUUGCUCACCAGUGAAGGUAUAGUCUUCAUCACAGACUUCUCACCGUCUAAACCUCCUGGAAGCACGGGGAAAAAAGUUUACAUCGCCAGCCCCCACGCCAGCCCUGCCAAACCUGCACCUGCUGUGACCCCUGCUCCCACUGGAGCCAAGAAAGCCCUCAACAAAGUCAAAGUCCUCAUCACCAACGAGAAACCCACUGCUGAGGCUGUGACGCUGAACGACUGUCUACAGCUUUCCUACCUUCCUUCCAAAAGAAACCACAUGCUGCUGCUGUACCCCCGAGAGAUCCUCAUCCUGGACCUGGAGCUGAGCCAGACGGUGGGAGUGGUGGCCAUCGAGCGCUCUGGGGUGCCCUUCACACAGGUGAUCCCUUGCGCACAAAGGGACGCUCUGUACUGCCUUCAUGAAAACGGAUGCAUCACUCUACGCGUGUGUCGCUCCACUUCUACAGAAGAUGCAUCAGACCCAGAGCAGAGUGUGCAGGAGCUCGUGUAUGACCUGCGUUCUCAGUGCGAUGCCAUUAGAGUGACCAAAACAGUGCGGCCGUAUCGAAUGGUCAUCUGUCCUGUUAACGAAAACAAUGCUGCCCUGAUGGUCAGCGACGGCAGAGUCAUGCUGUGGGAGCUCAAGGCACACGCCGGCAAAACCAUAAUCAAUCCCAGUUCUGGCAUGUGCCUCCUGUACUGGCCCCGCUCCCAUCUCUGUGUGGAGUGA